AUGGGAGCGGAGUAUCUAGACGCAGGGGAGCGAGCGGAAGCAGCAGUGGAAGUUUCUGUGGAUGAGCGUCUGUCAGCAGAGCCAGCCGCUGAGGGGCGCACGCCAAUGACUCUGGAACAGUACCGUGAAUGGAAGGCGAGGAAGGUGAGCUUGUAUGUGUAUGGGGACCUACUAGGGGACCUGCUAGCAGAGCCAGCCGCUGAGGGGCGCACGCCAAUGACUCUGGAGCAGUACCGCACGUGGAAGGCGAGGAAGACGAGGGAGCAGGCGAUGGCAGAGUUCAAGAAGAACCCACAUGACGCCGAUAAUCUGACCAAGCUCGGCCGAACACUCGUGGAGCUGGCGCAAUUCAUUCAGGGGCAGGAGUCGAAUGAGAUGCUGGAUGAUGCCGUAUCAAAAUUUGACCAAGCCUUGAAGAUCGCCCCAUCUCGCCCCGACACGCUGUGGUGGCUCGGCAAUGCGCACACCACGAGGGGCUUUCAGACGCCUGACGCCCAAUGUUCCACCCCUCUUCUUUCGUUCUUUCCUUUUCCAGAUGCUGUCUCGAAAUUUGACGAAGCUCUCAAGAUCGCCCCAUCUCGCCCGGACACGCUGUGGUGGCUCGGCAACGCGCACACCACGAGGGGAUUCCAGACACCUGACGCUACUCUUGCGAACGUCAGCUUUGAAAAGGCCUCCGACUGCUUCAGGAAGGCGCUGGAUGCGGACCCGAGCAACGACGCCUACCGCAAGUCACUGGAGAUCUCUCUGAAGGGCCCGGAGUUGCAUCAAGAGGUGCAGAAGCAGAUGGCACUACAGCAGGCGCUGGGAGCGGCAGUGCAUCCAUCGUCCAUGGAUGCUCCCAAGGUGCUGAAGCAGAUGGCACUACAGCAGGCGCUGGGGGCGGCUGUGCACCCAUCGUCCAUGGAUGCUCCCAAGGUCCAGAAGAAAAAGAAGAGCAGCGAUCUGUGGUAUGACGUGGCAGGGUGGGUGAUUUUGAGUGUGGGUGUGGUGGCGUGGCUCAGCAUCCUCAGUGCCCGAGCGCCGCCCCCUGCCGCUGCCAAGUAA
Molecule: messenger RNA, 1047 nt
Organism: Closterium sp. NIES-65
Lineage: Eukaryota; Viridiplantae; Streptophyta; Zygnematophyceae; Desmidiales; Closteriaceae
Source: the annotation of a GenBank genome assembly